AUGCUCGCUUCGCGACUCUCCCGAGCUCUUCCUCGAGCUACCCCCAUCACUGCCCGCGCUGCCGGCAUAGCCAGGGCACCUCUCGCCGCGAGGUUCGCCCGCUAUGAGUCCAACGAUGCGAAGGUGCAAGGUCCAGUCAUCGGUAUUGACCUUGGUACGACAAACUCUGCCGUCGCCUUCAUGGAAGGUUCCAUCCCCAAGAUUAUUGCCAACUCCGAAGGUGCCCGAACUACUCCUUCCGUAGUUGCCUUCACCGAGGAGGGCGAGCGUCUUGUUGGUGGCGCCGCCAAGCGUCAGGCCGUCGUUAACCCAGAGAACACCCUCUUCGCCACCAAGAGGUUAAUCGGCAGGAAGUUCACCGAUGCUGAGGUCCAGCGUGAUCUCAAGGAGGUGCCCUACAAGAUUGUUCAGCACAGCAACGGCGAUGCCUGGGUUGAGGCCCGCGGCAAGAAGUACUCUCCCUCUCAGAUUGGUGGCUUCAUCCUCCAGAACAUGAAGGAGACCGCUGAUGCCUACCUCACCCGCGACGUCAAGAACGCUGUCGUCACCGUCCCUGCCUACUUCAACGAUUCUCAGCGUCAGGCCACCAAGGAUGCUGGUCAGAUUGCUGGUCUGAACGUCCUCCGUGUCGUCAACGAGCCUACCGCUGCCGCCCUUGCCUACGGUCUUGAGAAGGAUGCCGACCGCGUCGUCGCUGUCUACGAUCUUGGUGGUGGUACCUUCGAUAUCUCCAUCCUCGAGAUCCAGAACGGCGUCUUCGAGGUCAAGUCCACCAACGGUGAUACCCACCUUGGUGGUGAGGACUUCGAUAUCCACCUCGUCCGUCACCUCGUCCAGCAGUUCAAGAAGGAGUCUGGCAUUGAUCUGUCCAACGAUCGCAUGGCCAUCCAGCGUAUCCGUGAAGCAGCUGAGCGUGCCAAGAUUGCCCUCUCCUCCUCUUCCCAGACCGAUAUCAACCUUCCCUUCCUUACCGCCGAUGCCUCUGGACCUAAGCACUUCAGCACCAAGUUCACUCGCGCUCAGCUUGAGAAGCUCGUUGACCCCUUGAUCAACAAGACCAUCGAGCCCGUCCGCAAGGCCCUCAAGGAUGCCGGCCUCCAAGCCAAGGACAUCCAGGAGGUCAUCCUUGUUGGUGGUAUGACCCGUAUGCCCAAGGUCUCUGAGACUGUCAAGUCUAUCUUCGGCCGUGACCCCGCCAAGUCUGUCAACCCUGAUGAGGCUGUUGCCAUGGGUGCCGCCGUCCAGGGUGCCGUCCUUUCCGGCCAAGUCAACGAUCUUCUCCUCCUUGAUGUCACUCCCCUUUCUCUUGGUAUCGAGACCCUCGGUGGUGUCUUCACCCGUCUCAUCAACCGCAACACCACCAUCCCCACCAAGAAGUCCCAGGUCUUCUCCACUGCCGCCGACUUCCAGACCGCCGUCGAGAUCAAGGUCUUCCAGGGUGAGCGUGAGCUCGUCAAGGACAACAAGAUGCUCGGAAACUUCCAGCUCGUUGGCAUUCCUCCCGCGCACCGUGGUGUUCCUCAGAUCGAGGUCACCUUCGACAUUGACGCCGACUCCAUUGUCCACGUCCACGCCAAGGAUAAGUCCACCAACAAGGACCAGUCCAUCACCAUUGCUUCCGGCUCUGGUCUCUCCGACUCUGAGAUUGAGCGCAUGGUUGAGGAGUCCGAGAAGUUCGCUGAGCAGGACAAGGAGCGCAAGGCCGCCAUUGAGGCUGCCAACAAGGCCGACAGCGUUCUCAACGAUACCGAGAAGGCCCUCAACGAGUACGCUGACAAGCUUGACAAGGCCGAGGCUGACACCAUCCGUGAGAAGAUCGCCGGCCUCCGUGAAUUCGUCUCCAAGAGCCAGGCUGGUGAAGGCACCGCCACCGCCGCCGAGCUCAAGGAGAAGACCGACGAGCUCCAGGUUGCCAGCUUGAACCUCUUCGACAAGAUGCACAAGGCCAGGGCUGAGGGCCAGCAGCAGAGCUCCGAGCAGUCCUCCACCGAGGGUGAGAACAAGUCCUCUUAA
Scedosporium apiospermum is the source of this 2013-nucleotide messenger RNA. Its product is annotated as Heat shock 70 kDa protein. The record is from RefSeq and is a predicted model, not a curated record. Gene Ontology annotation, molecular function: misfolded protein binding; heat shock protein binding; ATP-dependent protein folding chaperone. Bases 1 to 2013 code for a protein of 670 amino acids. Gene Ontology annotation, biological process: cellular response to unfolded protein; protein refolding. The transcript has 3 exons. NCBI's taxonomy places the organism in Eukaryota, Fungi, Ascomycota, Sordariomycetes, Microascales, Microascaceae. Gene Ontology annotation, cellular component: cytoplasm; mitochondrion.